Molecule: messenger RNA, 1058 nt
Organism: Thalassophryne amazonica
Lineage: Eukaryota; Metazoa; Chordata; Actinopteri; Batrachoidiformes; Batrachoididae
Product: glutathione peroxidase 2-like
Biological process (GO): response to oxidative stress
Molecular function (GO): glutathione peroxidase activity
Source: RefSeq, a predicted model, not a curated record
UCGGCGCAAUUGGCGUGUUUAGUUAUUAAUCCAAAAUGUAAAUAUUUAUUGCUCAAUAUUGACAUUUUGGUUGAAAGAAAUUGACAAAUUUAAGGAGGACUUUAUGUCCUGAGUGGGAUAAAGUCAUUUCAGAUCAUGCACAAUAUUCUCAAUUUACUUAAAUUUCAUGUUCAUGUGGCCUUACAGUUUUCGCUGCAUCAUCCUGAUGAAGACUAUUGUAUGUCAGAUGUGUAUCGGUUUCCUGCAGAGUUAUUCGACACCUUUUCAAAGGAAGCGUUCUGCCCUGAAGCUAGUCAGCUGACCAGAGGUGGGUUCAGUCGCACGUUCAGAUCUUCCUCCAGUGUGGAAGCACAGCAGACAAGUGACUUUUCCAUCGCCAAGACCUUCUAUGACCUGAAGGCCACCACGCUGGAGGGCGACUCGGUGGACUUCAACGUGUUCAGGGGCAGGGUGGUCCUGAUUGAAAAUGUGGCCUCGCUUUGAGGCACCACCACCCGGGACUUCAGCGAGCUCAACCAGCUCCAGAGCAAGUACCCCCAUCGGCUGGUGGUCCUGGGUUUUCCCUGCAACCAGUUUGGAUAUCAGGAGAACUGCGCGAAUGGUGAGAUCCUGAAUGCCCUGAAGUCUGUGGCGUCAGGAGGUGGCUUCCAGCCAAACUUCACCCUCUUUGAGAAAUGUGAGGUCAACGGAAACAACACGCAUCCCGUCUUUGCCUACCUGAAAGACAAACUCCCCUACCUGAUGACGACCCCAGCUCUCUAUGCAAGACCCGAAGUUUCUGGGUUGGAGUCCGUCAGCCGGACGGACGUCUCUUGGAACUUCGAGAAAUUCCUCAUCGGGCCAGAGGGAGAACCGUUUAAACGAUACAGCAAAAAGUUCCCUACUAUUGGCAUAGAACCUGAUAUUCAAAGACUUCUGAAACUAACUAAGACCUGAAAUGAAGAUGGUCCUCCACACUUUUAAGCCUUAUUAAAUGAUGGUGAUAUUUAAAAGAUGUAGGAAUGUCACUAGGUUCUGUAAGUGCUUAGGAGUCGUAGAUGAAAUAAAUUUGCAGACUU